This is a messenger RNA of Drepanopeziza brunnea f. sp. 'multigermtubi' MB_m1, 1512 nucleotides long. The record is from RefSeq and is a predicted model, not a curated record. NCBI's taxonomy places the organism in Eukaryota, Fungi, Ascomycota, Leotiomycetes, Helotiales, Drepanopezizaceae.
AUGCCGUCUUCCGCCAUCCCACCCAGACAUAUCCUCGCUAUUGCCGUGGUAGGGAGGAGAACACAUCUCACCCCCGUCCUUGAGAUCUGCGAAGUCCUGCACAGCUAUGGCCACAAGAUCACCAUCGCCGGCAUGGAAGGCCAAAUCCACAACCUUCCCUCCUGGGCCUCCAACACCAUCUCCGUGUGCCACGCUAUGGAUGACAAGGCCGCGCAGAUCCACCACGAGCUGUGCGAGGCCGUCGCCACGGAGCGCAAAGGUCUGAAGGCCAUGGCAGCCACACUUACGUAUUUCGACUCCUUCUACCCGGAAAUCCACCGGAAUCUGAAGCCCAUCCUGGCGCCGCGGACAGGCCCCGAGAAAAUCGACUUCGUGAUUGCGGACUUCUUUGAGAUUGCGGCGAUAGAUCUCGCGCUGGAGUUCAACAUCCCUCUGGGUUUCGCCCCUGGCAUCGCCGGUAUCCCAGGCCAACAACAGACCCUGAUGAAUACCGAGAACGCAACGCUUGUGCAACGCACCCGCGAGACUUGGAUCGCGCUCUGCUUGCUCAGCGGUCUCCUCCCCUUCAUCAGGAACCGGCUUGCGCUCCGUGCGCAAAACACCAAGAUCAAAGACCGCGCGCACAUCAGCUUCAUCAACUCCUUCAUGGGCCUCGAGACGCCCGUGCCCCUCGACCCGCUGGUCUGCCCCGUCGGGCCCCUCAUGAAAGCCAGCUGGGCGCCUCUCACCCCCGAGUUCUCAACCUUCCUCGAGGCCCGCAGCAGCGUCGUGUACAUCGGCUUCGGGACCCUGGCGUCCAUGACGCUGGUGCGCUUCACCAAGCUGCGGGACACGAUCCGCGUGCUGCUCCAGUCCGGGCACAUCGACGGCGCGAUCUGGUCCAUCAAGAAAAUCCCUGCGGGCGGCGAACCGUCGGCCCCGACGAAAGAGGGCAGCGACGACGACCUGCUCGCCAAGGACAGCAACAUCAUGAUGGUGCCGUUCGCACCGCAGCGCGCCAUCCUCGAACACCCCUCGGUGAAGCUCUUCAUCUCGCACGCGGGCGCGCAGUCCACGCACGAGGCCAUCUUCCACGGGGUCCUGAUGCUCUGCAUGCCCAUCUUCGGGGACCACUACCCGUACGCGCUCCGCUGCGAGGAGAACGGCGGGAUGGCCCUGCGGCUGGACAAGCACGACUUCACCGUCGCGGAAGCGGUGCACAAGGCGAGACUGCUGCUCGAGGACCGCGAGGGCACCUUCGGCAUGAACAGCAGGCGGAUGCAGAUGUUGUCGGUGGUGCGGCAGAGGGUGGGCCCGCUGGAGGCGGCGGCCAAGGUGCUGGAGGUGCUGUUCGAUCACGAGUUGAGGCUGGUGCGGCCGGGGGGCUUGGAGAUGAAGGGGAAGAUGGCGCUGGAACCGCCGGGGAAGCGGAUGGGCUGGUGGAAGAGGGGAGGCUGGGAUAUGGUGCUCCUGGGUCCGUUUGUGGCCUUGUAUCUUGGGAUUGGGGCCUUGUUCAAUAAGAAGGCUUCGUGA